AUGUCGGGGUAUAAUAAUUAUGAUAAUUGGCCGCAAGAAUCAACUUCAAAUACAGAUGAAGAAGAAUUGUCGUCUUCUGAAAUUGAACAGGAUGAUAGUGACGACGAUUCUGAAACAUCAACAUCUAGCACGAAUUCAUCUGCAUCCAGUAGUAGUAGUAGUCAGUCAGGCUCUGAUUCUGAAAGUACUAGUACUGCAGAUGAAGACGAAACUAUAUCACUCAAAACUGAAACUGUAGUGGCUAAUAAAACUGAGCUUAGUUUACCUGUUGGAAUGUGCGAAGAUGAAGAAGUUUUCAAGCAACUUUUUUCUGUUAAUUCUUGGGUAUGCUUAAGUGACCAACAAAAGCAACAUUCAAAGGUAUAA
Molecule: messenger RNA, 366 nt
Organism: Sipha flava (yellow sugarcane aphid)
Lineage: Eukaryota; Metazoa; Arthropoda; Insecta; Hemiptera; Aphididae
Product: suppressor protein SRP40-like
Exons: 1
Coding region: 1-366 (121 amino acids)
Source: RefSeq, a predicted model, not a curated record